GUGGCUCACGCUCUCAGUCUGCUGCAGGUGGACACUCAGGACUAUAUAAAGGGGCGGUGGAUGCAGAAAUGCAUCAGGAGAUGCCCUCCUGUUUCUAAGGCACGGCCUUUGUGAAAAGGAAGAAGAAACUGGAAAGUGAAACUGACUUAAACUCAGCCAAAAGAGGAAAAGGAAACUGAAUGCCGAGGAUCUUCUAUGACCCCAGCCAUGAAGCUUUGUAGACGGCUGGAGUCAUUCCAUUCAUAUCUGUCUUCCCUGUGGGGUUUUAUUUAUCCUAAAUUCGGUUCAAGACUCUCAAAGAGGGCCCUGAUCUCCCGAGGUGUGUUUGUGUGGUAAAAUUCAGCUGGCUACUUUGAACGAGAGGAAGAUGCAGCUCCUGGCCCUGGUGAUAUGUUUUGUCCUUGGGAUCCUGCUCUCUGAGAGACCCACGGGGAUUGUAUCAGCUGUGGACCCUGAAGCAAACAUGAAUGUGACUGAAAUGAUCUUGUAUUGGGGAUACCCUUGUGAGGAACACUCGGUCCAGACGGAAGAUGGAUACAUUCUUACUCUUCACCGAAUCCCUCAUGGGCGGAAGAAACCUUUUGACAAAGGUCCCAAAACAGUUGUGUAUCUUCAGCAUGGGUUGCUGGCAGAUUCUAGUAACUGGGUUACCAACAUUGACAAGAGCAGCCUGGGUUUCAUCCUGGCGGAUGCCGACUUCGACGUGUGGAUGGGGAACAGCAGGGGAAACACCUGGUCUCGGAAGCACAAGACCCUCUCCAUAGACCAAGAUGAGUUCUGGGCCUUCAGUUUUGAUGAGAUGGCAAAAUAUGACCUACCUGCUUCAGUCAACUACAUUUUGAAUAAAACUGGCCAUCAGCAACUGUACUAUGUGGGUCAUUCCCAAGGGGGCAGCAUAGGUUUCAUAGCAUUUUCCCAGGUUCCUGAGCUGGCGAAGAAGAUUAAAAUGUUUUUUGCCCUGGGUCCUGUGACAUCUCUCAGCUUUGCUGUGAGCCCUUUGGUUAAACUGGGACGGUUACCGGACCUUCUUAUUGAGGACAUGUUCGGGCACAAGCAGUUUUUGCCGCAGAAUGCGAUGCUGAAGUGGCUGAGCACUCACGUUUGCACCCACGUUAUCAUGAAGGAGCUCUGUGCAAACAUCUUCUUUAUUAUCUGUGGCUUCAAUGAGAAGAACUUAAAUCUGUCUAGGGUGGAUGUGUAUUCAACGCACUGUCCCGCGGGAACCUCUGUGCAGAACAUCCUACACUGGGGCCAGCUUAUUAAACACCACCAGUUUCAAGCUUUUGACUGGGGAAGCAGUGACAAGAAUCAUUUUCAUUACAACCAGAGCAGUCCUCCCACGUACAGCAUGAAAGACAUGACUGUGCCCACUGCUUUGUGGAGUGGAGGCCAGGACUGGCUGGCAGACACCAGUGACAUCAAUAUCUUACUGACUGAGAUCCCCAACUUGAUCUACCACAAGCACAUUCCCGACUGGAACCAUCUGGAUUUUCUCUGGGGUUUGGAUGCCCCCUGGAGGUUGUACGACGAAAUAAUCAGUCUAAUGAGAAAAUACCAGUGAAUGCCAAACACCCUCCAGUAGGGGGAAAAAGAUAUUUGCUUAAUUUCUGUAAAUACUUGUGUUUUCCUUCGCCUAGAUCUUUUAUAUUUUUUUAUAUGCACGAAAAUGAUGACUUUGAAGAUGCCCAUUGCCCUCUGAUUAGUGAGAAGCAUGAUUCCUGUCUUAUGCCUAAUUGUGACUAACGAACAGCUAACAAACCGGCCUCACAAUCCAUGAUGCCUUUCUAAGUGUUUAGAAAGUAUGAGUGACACGUGAAAAAAAAAAUCAUUUUGUUUACUUUUUACAAUUGUUUUUGGUGUACACGCGUGCUGUACUUAUACAUGGGUAUGUGUGUGCUGGCCAGACCUGCCUUGUGUGGCGGUAAAGGCUAGUAUCAAGAUGUCUUCCUCAGUCACCGUCCACCUUAUGUUUUGGGACAGGGUCUCUCACUGAACUUGGAGCUCACCAUUUCAGCUAGUCUGGCUGUCCUGUGAGCCUCUAGGAUCUGCCUGUCUCUACCCUCCCCCUCACCAAUGCUGGGGUUACAGGCACAUGAUGCCCCACCCAGCAUUUUCACACUGACUCUAGGGACAGGAACUCAGGUUCCCAUACUUGUGUAUUGAGCAUUUUCCCCAUGGAACCGUCUUUUUAACCCCUUGGCAAUUUAAAAGCCUCUCGACAGCCUUUUCAUCCCCACCCAACACAUGUGAACACAUAACAGGACGCGUCAAGCUAUCGUUCAGUAACAAAAAUAAAUGUCAAAGACUUGAGCACACUGUGAAAGGGUCUUGUUGUGAGCUUGACACGGCAGUGCAAACCUGCAAAUCCAGGUACUUGUGAAACUGAAGCAGGAAGGCUGCUGCUAGAUUUAGGGCUUAUCGGCAGAGUGACAUUUUGUCUCAAGAAAACCAAAGACAAAGGAGACAAACAAACAAAAGAACAGAAAACAAACAAAACACCCCAAAGUACUCAGUUUUCAUCUCUUUUCCUUAGAGGGCUUUCUAGCUCAGUGUUCCUGUGUAUGCCUAUCCAAACAACAUUUUUCAUGUUAUUUUCUUUUUAAAGCACUAGCUAUCUAGUCAAAUCCAGUGUUAUCCUGUGUUACCCUAGCUUCUCCAGGAAUAAAUUUUCUCUCUUCCAUUUUAUAAGACCUCAAUAACAAACGUUUAGCAAAAAUAUUUAGAUUUUCCAGGCUAAGCCUCCAAGCUCCCCCAAAGCCUAGAUUCUUGAAAAGCAGUUUGCACUGAUUAAAAAGGAAAAAAAAAAUCUUUUGUAAAUACCUUGGAGAUUGAUUCAAUAAGCUGCAUUUGCUCUCUGUGUGUUGUCGGAUCGCCUGUCUGUUCUGUGGGCCACCGGGUCGCUUUCUGUGAAGACAGGUUCCGUGGGAGGACAGACGCCUAGUUUCCCAGAAGUGAACGUGGCUGCAAUGAUAGUGCCUGUGCCAAAGCUGGCUGCCCUGUGGCAAGCGUUCUGAUUCAGUUUUCACACAAAUGGACCUUCAGAGUUCAGCUCAGGAGUUCAGCUUUGAGAACCAGGGUCAUGCACACCGCGUUUCAGUGGUUCUGCCGCGUGUAGGAAGCCCAUGCUCGUCUGUCUUGCUUGUACGAUGUCUCUGGUGUCAGCUGGGCAGUUGAUAAGUCUUCUGACCUUGUCACUUUAGAUGCAGCAAUAUGACUUGAUAUUGGCUCAUACGUGGAGGCAGAAGGAUACAACUUUGUAACAUUUUAAAGGUUCGUAAUUAACUUUUCAAUAAAGCUCAGCCUCACAGGCCUGAA
Messenger RNA from Psammomys obesus (fat sand rat), 3315 nucleotides. RefSeq names its product lipase A, lysosomal acid type (gene Lipa). Gene Ontology annotation, cellular component: intracellular membrane-bounded organelle. Gene Ontology annotation, biological process: sterol metabolic process. Bases 368 to 1561 code for a protein of 397 amino acids. The transcript has 10 exons. NCBI's taxonomy places the organism in Eukaryota, Metazoa, Chordata, Mammalia, Rodentia, Muridae. The record is from RefSeq and is a predicted model, not a curated record. Gene Ontology annotation, molecular function: sterol ester esterase activity.